Polypterus senegalus (gray bichir) is the source of this 1896-nucleotide messenger RNA. It is a transcript of the gene e2f6, whose product is annotated as E2F transcription factor 6. NCBI's taxonomy places the organism in Eukaryota, Metazoa, Chordata, Cladistia, Polypteriformes, Polypteridae. The transcript is spliced from 8 exons. Gene Ontology annotation, biological process: regulation of transcription by RNA polymerase II. The coding region runs from base 193 to 1515 and encodes 440 amino acids. Gene Ontology annotation, molecular function: DNA-binding transcription factor activity, RNA polymerase II-specific; protein dimerization activity; RNA polymerase II cis-regulatory region sequence-specific DNA binding. Gene Ontology annotation, cellular component: RNA polymerase II transcription regulator complex. The record is from RefSeq and is a predicted model, not a curated record.
UCGUGUUGAAAUAAUAACAUCUUAACCAGUUUGAUCCAUUACCGAAUGCAUAAAUUGCUUCCAAAGCAUGUCGACUUUAAAGAAACAACGUAUUUAAAUCAUUCACUCCCACUCACUCUUGAGUUACUUAAGAUAUGAGUGACGCCUCUCGCCCUGGCUGCCCCCUCCCCUUUAUUUGGGCUCUCAGCGUGGAUGCAAAUCCCGCUGCCGUGCGGUCACGUGGCUGACAGUGGUUCCGGUUCCGAUCGCGCUCCUCUCUGUCAUCAAACAAAGCCCGCGCGCGUCUUCGUCAUCAUGGCUCAGUGCAUCGUGCGAGGCUGCAUAAACAAAAGCACUAAUAAAAACGUGUCUUCCAGUCGACCUCGCAAGCGGUUUUUUAGCUUUCCGAGUGACCCGGGUCGUGUGAAGAUAUGGUUGGCCGCUCUGAGGGAACCUUAUCGGGUGCCUUCCGACCAUCAUCGUAUCUGUGAGGACCAUUUUCUUAAAACUCACAUUACGCGCUAUGGGAUCACGAAAGAUGCCAUCCCCAUUACGCCUUAUUUGGACGAACCGCCAGCGGGUGACUCGGUUGAGCCCAUCGAGCUAUCGGAAGAGGACGGUGAAGGUGAAGAUUAUGUCGAAGAGGAGGAGGACGACGAAGACGACGACGAUGAUGAAGAAGAAACGGAAAUUGAAGAUCUGAAGGAAAGGACUAAUGGCAAAAGUAGAGAGUGUUCAGAACUACAGUCUCCUCCGUGGAAAAUUGACAGUCUCUUUCCUGUUGGAUCUGCCAAUCUGGUAACAAGCAUUCCAGUCACAAACGAAGAAUGUAGUCCAAACAGCAAGAUUCACAGUAAAAGGAAAGGCACUAGGAAAAGAACAGAUGUGUCACUAGUGCAGUUAACAAAAAGGUUUAUGGAGUUGAUCCAGGUUGCUCCAGAGGGCAUUCUUGAUUUAAAUAAUGCAGCUCGAACAUUAGGAGUACGGAAGAGAAGAGUAUAUGAUAUUACAAAUGUCCUUGAUGGAAUUGAACUUGUUAAGAAGAGGAGUAAAAACCAUAUUCAGUGGAUAGGAACCAAUUUAGAUUCACCUGCACAGUAUGACACUAAAAGAAAGUGCUUAAAAAAUGAACUGCUUAAUUUAUCUACAAUGGAAGAAGCACUAGAUGAGCUGAUCAAAGUCUGUUCACAUCAAUUAUUUGAAUUAACAGACAACAAAGAAAAUGCUAAUUCAGCAUAUGUCACUAGUCAGGAUAUUCACAAUAUUGAAGCCUUUAAAGAUCAAGUGGUAAUUGCUGUCAAAGCACCUGAAGAAACAAAAUUGGAAGUUCCCAGGCCAAAAGAGGACAGCAUUCAGGUUAACAUUAAAAGCACCAAAGGUCCUGUGAAUGUAUUUCUUUGUCAUUCAAAUGAAACAAUCAAAUUUCAAAAGCAAGGACAAUGUAAAAAAGCAUCAUGGCUAUUUUCGUCAAUAGAGAAGAGUUUUCUUCAGUCUGAUAAAGAUAUGAAGAGAGUUUGCAUUGGAAAUAUUGAGUGAUUUUUUUUUUUCUUUUUGCUUUGCUGGGUAUUUUUGUUUUUUCCCCAACUUUCUCCAAUUUGGAGAGACGGGGGGCACUUUGCUCAUUUGUGCCCAUUUGUGAACCGUAUGGAUUGAAACUCCUUUUAACGAAGACUGACUUUUGAGCCGUGGUGAUACUUGCACUAAGACAGUUAACUUGAAGUACAUUCUUCCUCAGAUGAGCGGCAAUGCAGCUGAGAUUAUUUUUCCUUCAACUAUUCUUUAUAUCUGAAAGGUUUGGAAAGAAGCCCCUGAACCUUUGGUCUGUUUGAUUCAUUUGUUAUUCUUUUUUGGAGAGAAAUUUUUCAAACCUGAUAAUGUUCAUUAUAUGAAAAAAUGAUGCAAUAAAUGACACUGCUA